CCCUGAAGAUAUCGUUGUCCGUCAAUCGUCAGUCAGUCUCCGUUCGGCUCGGUAACCCUCGCCUGAUUUGUGCGGCCCCCAUCGCUCCGGCCGACCCGCCCCUCACGGUUCCGCCCAUCGCCGCUCCCCGCCCGCUGGCUGGGCGCCGGUCCCGACUCGACUCGUGGACUCCCGGCACGCUUUGGUGUGAUUCUUGAUCGGUCUCAAUCUGAGUGAGUGAGCGUGUUUGUUGGCGUGCUUGUCGAGUGGAAGCCUGGAAGGAGGAUGAAGAGCGCGUACCCGAAGAAGGAGGGCAAGAUGCGGAUCCGCUCGUUCCCCAUGACCAUGGACGAGAAGUACGUGGAGAACAUCUGGAAUCUGCUCAAGGAGGCCAUCCAGGAGAUCCAGCGCAAGAACAACUCGGGAUUGAGCUUCGAGGAGCUCUACCGGAACGCCUACACCAUGGUGUUGCACAAGCACGGGGAACGCCUCUACACGGGCUUGAAGGAGGUGGUCACGGCCCAUUUGGAGAGCAAGGUGCGCUCGGACGUGUUGGGCGCGCUCAACAAUCACUUCUUGCAGACGCUGAAUGGCGCCUGGAACGACCACCAGACCUCCAUGGUCAUGAUCCGGGACAUCCUCAUGUACAUGGACCGGGUCUACGUCCAACAGAACAACUGCGAGAACGUCUACAACCUCGGGUUGAGUCUGUUUCGCGACCAAGUCGUGCGAUACGGUGGGAUCGGCAACCACCUACGCCACACCCUCCUGGACAUGAUAAUGAAAGAGCGUCGAGGCGAGAAGACCGAUCGUCUGGCCGUGAAGAACGCUUGUCAGAUGCUCAUGAUGCUCGGGAUCGAGACCCGGCGCGUGUACGAGGAGGACUUUGAGAACCAUUUCCUGAAGCAGUCCGCGCACUUCUACAAGAUCGAGUCGCAGAACUUCCUCGCCGAGAACAGCGCCUCCGUGUACAUCCACAAGGUGGAGCAGCGCAUCAACGAGGAGGCCGAGCGCGCCACGCACUACCUAGACGAGUCCACCGAGCCCCGCAUUGUCGAGGUGGUCGAAGAGGAGCUCAUCAAGCGACACAUGAAGACCAUCGUGGACAUGGAGAACUCGGGCGUGGUGCACAUGUUGAUCAACCAGAAGACCGAGGACCUGGCGUGCAUGUACAAUCUGUUUCGUCGCGUGGCGGAUGGACACAAGACCAUGGCGGAUUGCGUGAGUGAGCACCUACGGGGUGUGGGCAAGGACCUGGUGGCCGAGGAUGGACAGGCCUCCAAUGCUAUUAUCUACAUUCAGAACCUUUUGGACUUGAAGGACCGGUACGAUCGGUUCUUGGCCGUGUCGUUUGCCAGUGACAAGUUCUUCAAACAGAUCAUCUCGGGAGAUUUCGAGCAUUUCCUCAAUUUGAACAAGCGCUCGCCGGAGUAUCUCUCGCUGUUCAUUGACGACAAACUCAAGAAGGGUGUGAAGGGACUCACGGACGCGGAAGUCGAGAUGGUCUUGGACAAGUCCAUGAUCCUGUUCCGAUUCCUCCAGGAGAAGGAUGCCUUUGAGGAGUACUACAAGCGGCACUUGGCCCGACGACUGCUGAAUCAGAAAUCUGCCUCGGAUGACUCGGAGAAGAUGAUGAUCAGCAAGCUCAAGUCCGAGUGCGGCUGUCAGUUCACCUCCAAACUCGAAGGCAUGUUCAAAGACAUGACCCUCUCCAACAAUGUCAAUGACGCGUUCAAGAACUUCUUGGCCGACACAAACAAGAACCUGCAUGGCGUUGACCUCACUGUCCGCGUACUCACCACAGGCUACUGGCCCGGUCAGAAUGCGCCACCGCCCAUCAGUCUUCCUCGCGAGCCCGCGCACGCCUUCGACGUGUUCAAGAACUUCUACCUGGGCAAACACAGUGGACGCAUCCUCACUCUCCAGCCAAGCGCAGGCACCGCCGACUUGAAUGCGCUCUUCUUCGGCGCCAAGAAAGAGGACGGCGAAGGCAGAGAUGGAGCCUCAUCCGCCACAGGCGCCACGCCCAAGAUGCCCACGCCGGUCAACCCACGCAAGCACAUCCUGUGCGUCAACACCUACCAGAUGUGCGUCCUCUUCCUCUUCAACAGACGUGAUAGCUACACCUACGACGAGCUCAAGGAAGAGACGUCCAUCCCCGACAGAGACCUGACACGAGCGCUCCAACCACUCGCCAUCGGCAAGGCUUCACAGAGAAUCCUGCUGAAAUCGCCCAAGUCGAAAGAGAUCGAGGGCUCACACGUGUUCACUGUCAACGAUUCCUUCAGCUCACAGUUCCAUCGGGUCAAGAUCCAACAGGCAAGUGCGCGGCAAGGCGAAUCAGAGCCCGAGCGAAGUGAGACCAAGAAGAAAGUCGACGAGGAUCGCAAGCACGAGAUCGAGGCUUGCAUCGUCCGCAUCAUGAAGAGUCGGAAACAGCUCAACCACAACCAGUUGGUGUCCGAAGUGGUUGAGCAGUUGAACAAACGCUUCCAGCCCUCGCCCGUGGUCAUCAAGAAGCGGAUCGAGGGGCUGAUUGAGCGGGAAUAUCUAAAGAGGUCAGAAACGGACAGAAAGACCUACGUGUAUUUAGCUUAGAGAAUCAGGAUUUGGGCGAACUAAAUUUUCGUUCUCCUCGGGCCUGGGGGACUAUUCUCCCCCUCCAAAGAAGGCCCUGAUGGUGUUAUGGAGUAGCAAUGUCUUCUUCCGGAUUGAACUCUCUGGUCCACACCCCAAUUCUACAAUCACCAUUGCUUUUUCCUUCUGCUCCUACAACAACAACUACUGCUACUACUACAACUACUACUACUAUCACUACUACCACUCUAUGAUCCAUCAAAUAUCUAUCUUUUUGUUUCUUUCCAUUUGCAAAUUAAAUCUCGCCGCGGCACAUAGAGAAACA
Messenger RNA from Tigriopus californicus, 2881 nucleotides. It is a transcript of the gene Cul3, whose product is annotated as cullin-3-B-like. Gene Ontology annotation, cellular component: Cul3-RING ubiquitin ligase complex. The record is from RefSeq and is a predicted model, not a curated record. Lineage: Eukaryota; Metazoa; Arthropoda; Copepoda; Harpacticoida; Harpacticidae. Gene Ontology annotation, molecular function: ubiquitin protein ligase binding. Gene Ontology annotation, biological process: ubiquitin-dependent protein catabolic process; protein ubiquitination. The transcript is spliced from 2 exons. Bases 265 to 2577 code for a protein of 770 amino acids.